AUGGAGGAAGAAAACCUAAACUUUUCCUUUGGGGAAGGCGAAGACAGAACUGAUAGACUGCUAAAGAAAGGUCAAGUUACUGCUGAGAGAUUGGCUCAAAUGUUCAAGGUAAGUGAUGAAUAAUUUAUAAAAGAUUUGAUGACGUCUUUCGCUUUUAAUUACCCUGUGAGCAAAGUCCUCUCGUAUUUCUUCAUGGCACGUAGAAGCGAGAGAAAAGAAAUACGAGAAGACUUUGCUCACAGGGUAGCUUUUAAUAUUCUUGGUGAGUGGUUCUCGUGACCUCGUGUAUUUUAUAUUUAUAUUCUUUGAAAUUUAGCUCGAAAUAGCGGAAAUACACAUCGUAGACGAGUUCUCAGGAGCAAUAGAGUGGCCAAACCGAGAUGGCUGUUUUGACUUGGCUGAUUUCGGGCACGAGUCAUAUAUGAAAGUUCAAUUGCUUAGAGGAUUACAGUCUCUUUCCUAUCAGAAUUUGGCCAGUCCCAGUACAACAGGAUACUCUCCAAUGUUCAGGUUUGUCUUUAAUAAUUAGAUGAGUAUAGCUGUCUAGUUUAGGCGAUGACAAGUGGGUGGGGUUGGGUGUGGUGGGGGUAUGUGGGAUUGUUGAAUAUUCUAAUUUGUGCCAAAUGCUUACAUUCAUUCUCAUCAGUUUUUGAUAAAAUUUGUACAAUUUUUCUCGCCAAAGAUACAGUGGUGGCUCAGGAAUGAGCACACCACAGCUAACUGCUGUGUAUUGAUGUGUGGGCGGCAAUGUGGCCGACACGUUUCAGCAACACAGUAAUGGUCUGGCAUGCCCCUAUACCUCUACCAGAUCACAGGUGACUUGGACCCUUGCUUCUGAAUGUUCUAGCUAUAUGCUCUUUUGUUCUAACCUACUAUUAAUAAUAAUCGAGAAACACUAUACUGGUUACAGUUGCGGUAGGGGUUGCAGUGUUUGUUGGUCAUAUGAUUUUGUUGGUCAGAUGACUUUGGGUGUGUGUUGGAUGUUGGUGAAUCAGAGUUGAGUGUGUUUUUAAUGAGAUGUAUUUUUUUCUUGGUCCCCACACCCGACUCGUCGCUAUAGCGACGGUCGAUGCACACGUCCGAACCCAAAGCCUUGGUCGACCGAACUGAGUGUGAUUUGAAAAUGCGCGCCAUUUUCUGGUUGGAGAAUGACGUCACAGUCGUUCAUAAAUUGAUCCUGUGUGCCGGAUGUCUGCGAAGACAUUAAAAAAUUUUUUGAUUGGUUUAUGUCAUUUUGUGUGUGUAUAAAAUUUUUGAAUGUUCGUGCUUUUUUUCAGUCGUGAUGGAGCAAGCAAAGUGGGAGGAGGUUGUUGUUUCGUGGAUGUGUGGUAAAUCAUUUGAAUUAGAAGAUAAUGACAGUGGGCUUGGUUUACCGAAGGAGAAAGAGGAAUGGCAAAUUGUUGAUUUGGAGAAGAUUUUGUUGAAACAGUAA
Messenger RNA from Paramuricea clavata, 1432 nucleotides. Lineage: Eukaryota; Metazoa; Cnidaria; Anthozoa; Malacalcyonacea; Plexauridae. The record is from the annotation of a GenBank genome assembly.